CCAACUUCAGAACAGUUGUUUUGAUAUUUGUUGACAGAACGUCAAAUUUUGUAUAAUUUUUAAGAUUUUAAGUAUAUAAAUAUAAUUAAUCGUCAUUCUAAAUAAAUUUUUCAUAAUGAGGAAUUAUUGUUAUACUUUAUACUAUAUUUGUGUUUGAUUAUUAUAGUUUAUAAAUUGAAUAUCUAGUUUAUAAAUUCAUGACAACAAUGGAACCUAACCUCGAAAGUAGUGAUCUCCAGGAAAACGAUCUUCCUGAGGAAUAUGCCAAAAGAGCAGAGAGAAAUCGACAAAAAGCUCUGCUUCUUAAAAAAUCCAAAGUUGUCACUCAUCCAUAUGCAAAAGUUGAGAAUUCUGAGGCUUCAGUGGGAAAAGUUGUUAAACUUCAAGGUCAACGUGUUAUUGACAGUGGAGCUGGUUUUCUAAUUGAAGAAAACGAUGAAUUAGAAAAUGAGCUUAUAAAACUUGUAGACAUUCCUGCUCCAAUUGUCAGUGAUUUACCUAUUUGCGAGGAAUGUAAAAAAGAAUUUAAAGAUUCAUUUAUGUUGCAAAAAUUUGAUUAUCCAGUUUGUAAUAUUUGCCGGGACAAUGAUGGAAAGCAUUCAUUGAUCACAAGAACUGAGGCAAAGGCAGAAUAUCUCUUGAAAGAUUGCGAUUUAGAUAAAAGAGAACCGACUUUAAAAUAUAUUGUUAGAAAAAAUCCACAUAAUCCACGUUGGGGUGAAAUGAAAUUAUAUUUACAACUUCAAAUAGAAAAACGUGCACUGGAAGUGUGGGGCUCUGAAGAAAAUUUAAUGACCGAACGUGAAGUACGAGAUGAGAAACGAGAAGGAUCGAAAAUCAAGAAGUUCAAUAAAAAGAUUAAACAAUUGAGAAUGGAAGUGAGAAGUUCAUUGUAUGAUAAAACUCAAAAAGGUUCUCAUGUACAUAAAUUCGGUCCAGAAUCUUAUGAUGAAGAUGAAGAUACUUAUACACGAACUUGCACUACCUGUGGUUAUGAAAAUACUUACGAAAAAAUGUAAUUAGGCUCCAAUAGUAUUGAUAAAAAAAAAUGAGGAUCCUUUAACUCUUUUUACAAGUAUUAUAAUUUAUUUAGAAUUAAAAUAAUUAAAAAAAAUUUAUUAUACUCGCUCAAUUCUUGUAUAUUUUUAUGCUUCAAUAAAGUAUAUAUUUUUUUGCAUUAAAAAAUUAAA
Molecule: messenger RNA, 1190 nt
Organism: Leptopilina boulardi
Lineage: Eukaryota; Metazoa; Arthropoda; Insecta; Hymenoptera; Figitidae
Gene: Xpac
Product: DNA repair protein complementing XP-A cells homolog
Exons: 5
Coding region: 198-1019 (273 amino acids)
Biological process (GO): base-excision repair; nucleotide-excision repair, DNA damage recognition; UV-damage excision repair
Cellular component (GO): nucleotide-excision repair factor 1 complex
Molecular function (GO): damaged DNA binding
Source: RefSeq, a predicted model, not a curated record